AGAAAUCAUGAUGACCAUUCGGGACUCGGGAGUACUCGGAGCGCCAUAACGUCGACGUGGAUCGUACUUCGGAACCUCCCCGCGCACCCUACGCCGACUCGUCACUAUACCAGUUUACACGGCCUGUCGAAGCGUCUGCGAGGCUUGCUUGGUGAGACGCGGCGUUAUGGGUGGUUGGGCGUAGCACCGAUGGAACUCCAGCGUCACUAGGUUGGAAGCAGCAUAGGCAAGGUGCACUACGCUUGAGUGCAUUCAAACCGAGGGACCUAAUGACGACAGAGAGAAUAGUAUAAGAAGUCGGAAGACCGAGUCAAACCUUCACUCACCUCAACCUCAAUUUCUAUCGUGUAAACCUAAGCUAGUAUAUCAAUAAUGUCGACCAUUGCGACGGGAUCGGAGAGCACCCUGGAUUGGCUCACAGAGUUCUACGCAGCGUCAGACACGCGCGACGCGUCUCUCUGGGUGGACGCUUUCUUCACAGACGAUGCGGCGAUCGACUUCGGGAAUCAUCCCACCGUACGAGGCAAAGAAAACAUUCGACCUUGGGUGGGCGAACAGUUCCCAUACAUAUCACUGAUCAAACACGAAAUCCUUGAAUUCCACGAGGCAAACAACAGCAUAUAUCACAGCCUGAGGAUCUCCUAUCGCGUCAAGGACGAUCCGGAGGACCAAGUGAUCCCUAUUCGUGCGUUCGCGAUCGCUCAUAGACGACUGGUCGAUUCAGGAUUGGUAGUGACCGAGCCACUUCAAGGUGGCGAGAAACCUUGUGGGGGACUGAGAGUUGACAAGUUCGAGGUGUGGCUAGAUAAGAGUCCAGUAGCGGAAAGGAUCUCGUGGGUGUCGAAGAUGUUGGGGAAACAAACUUGACGUGAAUAUGAGAACUGUAGAAAUAUUGGUCAGGAUGUGCAUAGCAGUAACGUAGAAUGGACGCUCUCUGGCUCACCUAUGCAAGCCCAUAAGAUUGUUCGCUGUAAGACUGCACAUAAGACC
Messenger RNA from Stereum hirsutum FP-91666 SS1, 990 nucleotides. RefSeq lists its product as uncharacterized. The transcript is spliced from 4 exons. The record is from RefSeq and is a predicted model, not a curated record. NCBI's taxonomy places the organism in Eukaryota, Fungi, Basidiomycota, Agaricomycetes, Russulales, Stereaceae. Bases 373 to 867 code for a protein of 164 amino acids.